Molecule: messenger RNA, 1388 nt
Organism: Oryza brachyantha (malo sina)
Lineage: Eukaryota; Viridiplantae; Streptophyta; Magnoliopsida; Poales; Poaceae
Product: mitogen-activated protein kinase kinase kinase 17-like
Exons: 1
Coding region: 57-1388 (443 amino acids)
Biological process (GO): protein phosphorylation
Molecular function (GO): ATP binding; protein kinase activity
Source: RefSeq, a predicted model, not a curated record
CCACCAUACGCACAAGGCAAGAAAAAGACUCAAGGACCAAACGAAUUCGAGGCAUAAUGGCUAAGCAGCUCAGGCGGGUGCGCACGCUGGGCCGCGGCGCGUCCGGCGCCGUGGUGUGGCUCGCGUCCGACGACGACUCCGGGGAGCUCGUGGCGGUCAAGUCGGCCUGCGCCGGCGGGGCGGCGCAGCUGCGGCGCGAGGGGCGCGUCCUGUCGGGGCUCUGCUCGCCGCACAUCGUGCCCUGCCUCGGCUCGCGCGCCGCGGCUGGUGGCGAGUACCAGCUGUUCCUCGAGUUCGCGCCCGGGGGAUCGCUCGCCGACGAGGUCGCCAGGAACGGGGGCUGCCUCGAGGAGCCGGCCAUCAGGGCGUACGCCGCUGACGUGGCGAGCGGGCUUGCCUACCUCCACGGGAUAUCGCUGGUGCAUGGCGACGUCAAGGCGAGGAACGUCGUGAUCGGGAGCGACGGCCGGGCCAGGCUCACGGACUUCGGCUGCGCGAGGGCCAUGGACUCGUUUGGGCCGAUCGGCGGCACGCCGGCGUUCAUGGCGCCGGAGGUGGCCCGCGGCGAGGAGCAGGGCCCGGCGGCCGACGUGUGGGCCCUCGGCUGCACCAUCAUCGAGAUGGCCACCGGCCGCGCUCCGUGGAGUGACAUGGACGACAUCCUUGCCGCGGUCCACCGGAUCGGGUACACGGACGCCGUGCCGGAGCUUCCCGCGUGGCUAUCAUCGGAGGCCAAGGAUUUCUUGGACGGCUGCUUCAAAAGACACGCGACCGACCGGUCCACUGCGGCGCAGCUCCUGGAGCACCCUUUCAUUGCCGCCGCCGCGGCCCUCGACCGCAGGCCGGAGCCGGCGAAGCAAGAACGGGCCUCUCCCAAGAGCACGUUGCAGGAGGCUUGCUGGGACUCGGACACCGACGACGAGGACGACGAGAUGCCAACCGGCGCGGCGGAGAGGAUCGGUGCGUUGGCGUGCGCUGCCUCGGCCUUGCCGGACUGGGACUCUGACGAAGGCUGGAUCGAGCUGCACGACGAGGGCUCCUUCUCCCCCGUCACGCCACCGGCCAUCGACGCGGACUACGUCUGGGCCGAAGCGUCGGACCCAGAGUUCGAGCAGUUCGCCGUCGCUGCCGAUGGCGGCCACCAUCUCCCGCGCAAUGAAGCAGAAGCGAUCGAAUCGUCCAUUAGGCAGGGCAGUUACCUGUGCGUGCAUCUAGGCCAUUGCAAAAAUAAAUUUUUACACCCGUUUGAUACCAAUGGGACUGGAUCAGUGAGAUUCAACUGUGUUUGUAACAGGAACAGAGUAAUGAAAUCAAUUUCGCUCAAAUUUCGCCUCGUUUGUGACCAACCAGUUGGUGCAUUCAAAUUUUCAUUGCGUCUCCUUUACUAA